Molecule: messenger RNA, 1197 nt
Organism: Urocitellus parryii (Arctic ground squirrel)
Lineage: Eukaryota; Metazoa; Chordata; Mammalia; Rodentia; Sciuridae
Gene: Chtf8
Product: chromosome transmission fidelity factor 8
Biological process (GO): mitotic sister chromatid cohesion
Cellular component (GO): Ctf18 RFC-like complex
Source: RefSeq, a predicted model, not a curated record
CGACGGCGGCGGGAGGUUCGGUUGUCGCCCGUUGGCCGCGCGGCGCCGCGCUCGGCGGCCGCCAUUGCAGUUUAUUUUCAGUUGCUUUUUAAAGAAGGAAAGCUCAUGGUGCARAUUGUUAUUUCCAGUGCGGGGGCUGGAGGCCUGGCAGAAUGGGUGCUGAUGGAGCUACAGGGGGAGAUCGAGGCUCGCUACAGCACUGGAUUAGCUGGAAACCUCCUGGGAGACCUACAUUACACCACUGAGGGAAUCCCUGUGCUGAUCGUGGGACAUCAUAUCCUGUAUGGGAAAAUCAUCCAUCUGGAGAAACCUUUUGCGGUCCUUGUCAAACACGCUCCUGGGGAGCAGGACUAUGAUGAGCUUAGCCACGAGACUGGCACCCGGUACCUGGUGACGGCACUCAUCAAAAACAAGAUCCUUUUCAAAACCCGCCCCAAGCCCAUUAUCACCAACAUCCCCAAGAAAGUAUGAAAGAACCCCGGAUUUUCCCUAGAGAGCGGCCAACUCCUUGGACUCGUGCUCCACUGCCACCUCGAGGACGGCUCGACGGUUCCCUGGGACCACAGGGGGGUCCUAUUCUGAACGCAGGCCACCCACUGGGUGUGAACUCGGAUCCUUUCCUUAUGGCAACUGGUUCUCUUGGUGGGAAUCUGGCCCCGUUUCCAAGGAACCCAUCUCCUUUUCCAUCUUCAUCAGGCCCAUUGGCAUCAAAUCCAGCACCUUUCCCUGCUGGUGCUCGUGACCCAAGCAUGGCUUCUUUUCCAAGAGGGAUGAAUCCUGCUGGCACAGGCGCAGUUUCUUUUCCAAGGCCCAGUGGCCUCUUGGGCCCAGGACCAGGACCAACUCUGAACCCUAGAACAGGGGCACUCCCAGGCCCAGGGCCUAUGUCUAACCCCAGGUUAGGAGGUCUCCCAGGCCCAGGUCCUAUGUCUAACCCAAGAGCAGGUGGUCUCCUGGGAGCAAGUCCUGACCCUAGAAGUGGUGGCUCCUUAGGCCCUGGAUCUGUACCCAACCUGAGAGCAGGUGGCUUGUUACCUUCUGGGAAUGGUCCUCCCAAUCCUAGGCCAGUUAGCCUUGGUCCUGGACCAAGUCCCAAUCUGAGAUCAGGCUUUUUAGGUACAAAUCCUGCCCCUAGGUCAGGUAUGUUUCCAGGCCCAAGCCUUGGGCCCAACCCACGAACAAGUGGCAUGGGUCCAG